Messenger RNA from Penicillium subrubescens, 1779 nucleotides. RefSeq lists its product as uncharacterized. Lineage: Eukaryota; Fungi; Ascomycota; Eurotiomycetes; Eurotiales; Aspergillaceae. The record is from RefSeq and is a predicted model, not a curated record. The coding region runs from base 1 to 1779 and encodes 592 amino acids. The transcript has 2 exons.
AUGAGUCCGAGCCAAAUGACAGACGACAUAGGUGUCCACAAAGAGCAUCGUGAGAGUGAUACGAAGGUCGUCCGUCUCACUAAAGAUCUGGCACAGCUACAGAGGCAGAGAAUGGUUAAAGAGCUACAGGUCCAGAUAGCAGAGGAGAGACUCAAGCUAGACGAAGCGCAGCGAUACCUCGAUCUCGUUCAACAAAAGAUAGGCCUCGAUAGAUCUGAUUCGAUCAGUCCCCAGUCGCCAGCCGUCGUGACCUCUUCCGGCCAAGAUCUCAACAGCGCUGUGGAUGCUUUGAUAGAAUCCUUUUCCAACCCUGCCUGCAAAAACGAACGGUCUGUUAUGAACGACACACCUACUGAUGGUCAUGCGUCCGCAUAUUGUAAGCAGGAGACCUUGACAGAACAUGCGAGGAUAAUUAACGGGGGAGUGAAAAGGGAGUCACCUGUGCCAGUAGUGUGGAGUAAUGGCCCCGAGUCGGGUUCUACCCUGUCAAAAGGUCCUUUCAACGAAGAAAAGUACGAAGCGCAGAGCAGCAAUUUCCCACCAAGAAGUGAAGAACCCGAGAAGGUCAUCUUCUCAAUCACGCGCAAUCGUUUCGUCAUGCAAAUCCGCCCAAGCCACCCACGCAUGCAUAACUACUACACCGAGACUCGCAAAGUGCAGCUCGGAGGAAAAUACAUCGGGCGCAGCCUAAAGAAUCGGUGGGAUGAUUUUAUCAAGACGCCCGGGAACACGACAUGGAACUCGUAUUGCACGUUUCUUGCUCAACAGCUCUCACGCCGAGCAACCCCCCAACAAGCCAGAUAUGGGAUUACAACAGCCAGGCAGAAACUUGCUCAACCUGUGACACAUUUCUCUCUCUGGCUAAUCCAGUGGGCGCCUGUCCUUCCCCAAGUCAGUACUCAAAGUUUCAUGGACUACUUGCUGCAAGGAAUUCUCCCCAGCAUUCGCGACCGCAUCGAAAUGUCAUCUACGCAGUUUUCGGACUAUACUUCGUUUACCGCAUAUUUGCAGGAGGUUGAAAACAUAAUUCCAGCUCGAGCGAAAAUUGUUAGACGACGGAAGCAGAGUGCCUUCUCAAAUGAUGAGCAUUUGGUCUGUACGGGUACAGAUGGAUUAAAAUCUAGCCCCAAAGACGAUAUCAUGACGCAAUCCACGCGGCGAACCCGGGCUUUGCCUCCAAAAGAGCUUAACGGUCAAUUCAAACGUCGACUAUCAUCGGACGAGCCACCCCAGGGGCUAUCGGUCUACUCAUCACGCGGCUGGUGGGAAUUUAAAAUGUUCAUGUCCCAGUUACAACAUCAUUUGGACAAGCACGGAGAACGCUUCAGUAAGCCUCAAAAGAUCAAGAUCGCCAUGACCAAUCUCUCUGCCGCACUGCUUGAAAAAUGGAACGAGCAUGCCGCCCGCCUAAAAACGGUGACUUGGUUCGCAUUCUGCGUUUUCCUCGUCAAUCAACUCCCUGUAGAGAGAUCCGGACGCACAAGGUACUACACUAUGUACCAAUGGUGUGACCAAUCUGUGUCCACCUUUGCCCUGGAGCUCCUACGUUGGGCCCCGGACAACCUUAGUCCGAACCAGGAUCACAUGCAGCAUCUAUGGAACCGGGUCCAUCUGGAAAUCCGUUCAGAGGCGCGUAGAACCUGGAGGGACUUUGCUGAUUUCCAUGUCUUUGUUGCGUAUCUGCAGCAGGUUCAGGACUCCUUUUCAAGCCCACAACAGGCAGAAGGUCAUGACAGCCCUCAGCCACGAAAGCGUCUUCGAGUUAGUGAAGAUAGGUAG